Molecule: messenger RNA, 4821 nt
Organism: Pecten maximus
Lineage: Eukaryota; Metazoa; Mollusca; Bivalvia; Pectinida; Pectinidae
Product: E3 ubiquitin-protein ligase TRIM23-like
Exons: 10
Coding region: 1-1734 (577 amino acids)
Biological process (GO): vesicle-mediated transport; intracellular protein transport
Cellular component (GO): plasma membrane; cytoplasm; lysosomal membrane
Molecular function (GO): zinc ion binding; GTPase activity; GTP binding
Source: RefSeq, a predicted model, not a curated record
AUGGCUUCCGGUGGAUUGCAGUCUGUCACUUUUUCCAACUCAUCAACAUCCUUGCAAAGUAACGAAGAAACAGACAAUACAAUUUUAGAAUGUAGGGUGUGUGACGAGGUAUUCCGUUUCCAAGGAGACAAAGUGCCACGUCUACUAGUGUGUGGCCACACUGUAUGCCACCAAUGUCUGACAAGGCUACCUAUACAUGGAUAUAACAUCCUGUGUCCGUUUGAUCGACAACCAACAGAGAUUGGUGACUCAGGAGUAUGGGGAUUAAAGAAAAACUUUGCACUGCUAGAACUGUUGGAAAAACUACAACAAACCAAACAGAUUUCUACUAGUAGAAAUUUGUUCACAGAUGAAUGUCUAGCAAGAGAAAAGCAGCAUGAUAUUGGAUGUGACGAGGAUGAAUCCCACACAGCAGUCCUGUACUGUACCGUGUGUAGUACACAUCUGUGUGUAGAAUGCUCUUUGCUCACACAUUCUACACGAACUCUUGCCCGCCACAAACGUGUUCUCAUCUCAGAGAAGCCGAAGGAGAAUCCCAAAUGUGUGUACCAUCCCAUGCACCUGGUGGAGUUUGCCUGUAUGGAGGAUGAAUGUAGAAACAGUCCACUGAUGUGUUAUAUAUGUAAGGACUAUAGUCGCCACGUCAAACACAGGCAUGCAUUACUGGAGACCGAAGCUGAGAAAGUGCGAUCCUCCAUCUCCAAUGCUGUUCAACAGACACGCCUGUUUGGGGAGGAGGUUGCAGAUACAGUAAGGAAACUACAGACUUGUAUACAACACGUGGAGGGGGACACACAGCAUAUGGUGACUGGGGACGGAUCUAAUUUGUCAAAUAGGGCACCAGGUACUGCUGACCUAUCCCGGACAAAAAUAAAGCAAUACUUUAGUGAAUUACGUGAUAACCUCAACCGCCAGGAGGUGGCAGCACUAACCACAGUCGACACACACAUUCGCGAAAAACUGUGUAUGUUGCGUCAACAACAGGAGGAUAUGGCGGUUUUACUGUCCCAGAUAUCGGCUGUGUGUCAUCAGUGUGAGGCCACACUUCAACAGGAUGACACCAGAGUAUUACUGGCCAAGUCAGAGGUGAAGACGCUACUCGAUACAAUACAAAAACAACAACAACAAUUCUCAGAGGUACCCGACCAACUGCCACUGGAUCCAACCAUUCCAAUCACAUUUACCAAGGAUAAUCGAGUCCAUAUCGGUCCCAAGAUUGAAAUGCGCGUUGUUAUACUCGGCCUGGAUGGAGCGGGCAAGACCAGUAUACUGUUUAAACUGAAACAGAAUGAGUUUAUACAGACCAUUCCAACUAUUGGUUUUAAUGUGGAAACUGUUGAAUACAAGAAUGUCAAAUUUACUAUAUGGGAUGUUGGUGGACAGCAUAAGAUCAGACCUCUGUGGAGACAUUAUUAUUUUAAUACUCAAGCUGUGAUAUUUGUGGUUGACGGGAGCAACAAAGGGAGGUUAUCCGAGUCCCACAAUGAGCUAGCCAAGCUGGUACAAGAAAAGGAACUGAGAGAGGCAUCACUAUUAAUCCUCACUAACAGACAGGAUAUACAGCCAAGUGCGACCAUCGAGGAGAUCACGGAGACAUUUGGACUCUUCAAACUCUGCUGUAACCGAAGUUGGCAUAUCCAGGCUUGUGAUGCUAAGACCGGCAAUGGAUUACACGAUGGCCUCGAAUGGCUGUCACGGCAAAUGGUGGCUGCUGGUGCCCCGGAGCUGGUAUAGUAUCAGUGUGGUCAUAAAUAGGAGUCGGAAAGAAAUCUCACUGCUGGUUACAGAUGGUUUCAAGUGGGCCGCGUAGCUGAAAGGAUACAUGCUCAAGAGACAUUCUUGCUUGUGAAUGAACAUAACAACAGGGACAAAAUUUGUGAGUUGUUUUUAAAGCGAGUCAUACCAACCGGAUCAACCCACACUCAAAAGUUUUGUGUAGCCAGUUGCCAGAUUUCAAUUUUGAAAAUUUAUCCAAUUUUUCAAGACAAGGGUUGAUUUAGAAACAAAAAUUGUAAAAUGCAAUAGAUAUUUCAUAUCAACUUUGAGGAGAGAGGGCAAGGAACCUGUGAGUUCUGCUGUUAAAAAGCCAUCUACCUGCACCUCAAAACAUAGUAAUCUGUUUCUGCAAUAUUUUCAAUAUAUCUAAGUUAGAAGGCUGAUUUUACCAUAGAAAUCACAGAUACCUUCUAUCCUAUACAUCCAAGUCAUGCUUGUUGAUUGCAGUUCAUAAUCUUUGUUGUUUCAUCUGGUAAAUAUAUUUAUAACAACUGUAUCAGCUUGUUUAGUCUAAAAUUGUGAGACAAUUUUCAAAUACUCAUGUAUAAGGAUGAAAUAUCAACAGCUCUUUUGAAACAGGAGUUCAAAAGAUUUACAAUUCUGGGGCUAGGUUGUUUUUUUUGUUUUGUUUUUUUUUCUUCCUUUUUCUUUCUACCAUUAGAGGCCACUGGCUUACACAAAUUCAUAUCUUGUGUAGACCAUCUGUGAAAAGCAGCCCGAUGUAUUUAUUUCAUGCUUCAAGAAAACUAUUUUCUUGUGAUAUUUAUUUUUUAAUUUGGUAAGUGCCAAGAUUUUUUUCUGUUAAUUUUUGUUUCAUAAAUGCAAUUUUGAGAAUUUAUUUAUUUUGUCAUUGUAUUUAUUAAAGUGAUCUUAAGGAAAAGGAUCUGGUAGGUGUUUAAGUGAAAGCAAGUUAUCUCCAGGACCUGAAAUUACAAUUAAACAAUCAUUGAACAAUAAAUAAAACACUAAAAUAUUGAUGAUUUUUCAAACAGAAUAACAUACUUCGGCUUCUAUCUAGGAAGAGGAGUGUAACUAGAGACUACUUCUGAAAAUAUACUUCUGUAAUAGGAAGGAUUGAUAAAAAGCAUAUCAUUCCAAAGCUAGGCUCAAAGUAGUGAACUAACGCUUUAAGCAAACAUCCUACAACAAGGGUUAAGGGAGAUUCCCAUCACCCUGAGCUAGUAGGGUAACCUUGUACUGAAAUUUUAUACUGCAAUAUUUGGAAAUUCCAAGUAUAUAUUUAGCAGUAGUUAUAAAUGAAAGUUCUAUAGAAAACUGAUCAACACGAAGCAACUUGUCACAAAUUUGAAAUUAGGGUUCAUGCCUGUAGAUAUGUAGAUCUCAGUUUUCAACAGAUCUUUCUGAGGCAUGUUGGGCUUCAUGAUACAAAUGUAUUGAUAUUAUUUUCAAAGUAUUCUUGUGAAGAGCAAGUUUCAUUAAACAAUUUUUGGUACAGUUAUUGCCCUUUAUAUAGCAAUACAUUGUAUUCCAAUACUUAAUUCAUUUCCGGAGAUCUUCCACUGGUGUAAAACGCAUUUCUAUGAAACAUGGUAUGAUUUGUUACCAUGACAUUAAGUUGUGGUUUCGUUAACAGGAUUUUAAUUAUAAGAAUUCCUACUGUUGCAUUUCGGUAUUGUUAAUGCAUUUUGGCACAAGAAUCUGUCAUUUUAGCAUUAGAGUGGGUCCAUAUUGUACCACCCCUCGAUAAAUCUUGUUUCUAUUAUGUAACAAUAAAUAUAGUUAUACCCUAUAGCUACCUGGUACUUUAUUAAUUAUUAAUAGACAUCAAUUAUUAUUUCAUUAAUUCAUUAUUGACUAAUAAUUAAAGAUAAGACAUAAAGACAAUAUUUGUAACUGCUGAUGUGAUAUUAGUUAUCUUGUCAUCAAAAAUACUUUUUAAUUAAAUUAUAAAUUAAUUUCAUCUCAAAAUAACUUUUAAUAGGAAAUCUGCAUGGAAGUUUUCAUUUUAGAUCAGAACAUCAUGAAAAUGAAAUUUCCUUGUCUUGUGUUAUAAAUUUUAUAUCGAUUAGAGACUGAUUAAGAUUCUUUGCAACAAGGAUAACUUUGUUGAAAAUUGAUUAAAAAAUAAUUGAAGAAUUAUUCACAGAGUUAAAUUAUAUACAAUUUAUCAAUGUAUUAUUCCAUUAUAGUUACGCUGCAGACUUGCCAAUCUUGGAACUGCACACAUAUUUACUAUUGAAUUGUACAUCAAAACAUAUUUAUUUAAAUCAAAAGCUGAACACAUAGAAUUAAUAGUUUUAUCUAUGUUGUCACUUUGUUUUAGUAGUUUAACUUAGUCAAGCACUGGUAACAAUUAAAGCCUGUCUAUGUUUUUACGCAAUAUAAGUUAUGACAAAAUUACAAAAAUAUGUUGAACGAUAGAAUAUAAACCCUAAUGAUGUUAAAAUGGAAAGUAGUCACAAUCAUGUGCAAACUGCUUUGUUUUGAAGAAUGGUGGACUGGAGAUCAACGCCAUGCAUCAGAAGCCCAAAGUCGAUCAGACAUACUGGUUGCUGACCCGAAGGCGAGCACGAGUCUGUUAGAUAAAAAUUCAAGAUGGGUUAAAUGUGAAAGGUCACCAUCAAUUGGUAGUGAAUCUUUUGGUAUUUGAUAAACAAACCAAUGCUUUUGUGUUUUAUCAUCUGGGGAUAUUACUUGGCACACGCAGGAAUGGUUCACGUUCUAGAUCUAGGUGUCUAUUACUUAACUGAUAUUUUUACUUAUGAAUUGUUCAUGUAUCUGAGCAGAUUCUCUAGAGAUUAUGAAGUUUUAACGUAUGAAGUUCAAUCUCUAUAAACAAAAACAUGGAGAGGCUUUAAUGGAAAUGGAUGCAGUUCUAAGACUGAAGUGAAAAUAGCUAUAAUUUCUAGAUAGAAUGAAGAGAUCUUGUUUCGAAAUUGAAAAUAAAGAUCUAAUAUUUUAGUUAAGAGAUGAAGCCUGAUUGUUGAUGAUUGUAAACUUUGUGUAGAAAAUAUACACUUAGUUGCUAGUUAUUGUGUAACUGUUAUGUUUGCCUAAAUUGUUUUAAUAAAAUGUUAUAGGGAA